Molecule: messenger RNA, 1221 nt
Organism: Fusarium odoratissimum NRRL 54006
Lineage: Eukaryota; Fungi; Ascomycota; Sordariomycetes; Hypocreales; Nectriaceae
Exons: 1
Coding region: 1-1122 (373 amino acids)
Source: RefSeq, a predicted model, not a curated record
AUGACCAAAUUCAAGCGCAAUGCACAAUCGCAACCAAAGCAUGGGAAACCGACGGCCAGCGGUGCAUCCAAGGCACCAGUUGCACCACCAGUUCGCCGUCCGGGAUGGACUGGACCAAGCUAUAUACACAAACCCACCAAAAAGACGCCUGCAGCAGUGAAGAAUACUAGCUCGACAGAACAGAUCCAAAGUCUAUCUGUUAAACAUUCACAACUCAUUCUUGACACAAUCAGAACUACAUUUCCUGCCGUCGACGAAUUCAAUGCAUUGAUACCAGUGUUACGCGAGGUCAGGGAAGCCCUUGAGCAAAAGGACUACUGCAAAGCAUUUGGGACCCAAGAGUUCUUGGAGGCAUAUACAAUCCGUUGGAGCCCUAGUAGAUCUCUGACAAGUGCAAAUGUGCUGGCUUGGAUUUGCAGUGAGAUGACCGAGGCUGCAUGGGUUCAAAAGUUCCUUCACAAUGAAGGGCAGCAGAAGCCAUCCAAGAUCGUAUGCUUUGGGCGAGGAGGAUCUGACUUGUUAGCGUGCGUGGCAUUGCUAAAGCACUCUCAUGAAAGCAAACUCGACGAAAUCCCCCGGCUAGAGUCAUCCUCUCCUGAUUGCAACGACAGUGCUAUGGUUGAUCUCAACCUCAUUGAUCAGCACGAUUGGUCAGGGAUUGUCACAAAACUACAGCAUACUCUCACACAUUCUCCUCCUCUUUCUAAAUAUGCCACAGCCAAGGCGCACGCUUCAAAUAUCUCCGCUAUCCCAUCUCACGUCUUAAAUCUAUCAGUCAACCACCUCGACGUCCUCGAAAGCGACAGUACAACUCUACGUGCGAUGAUUGGGCCCAAUCCGGCACUAAUUACUCUCUUCUUUACACUCCACGAAUUCUACUCAAUCUCAAUAUCGAAAACCACAGCUUUCUUAUUGAGACUGACUGAGACAGCUCCUAAAGGAAGUCUAUUGCUUGUUGUAGAUAGCCCUGGAGCUGAUGUCGUGCUAUCUGAUAGUAGCAACAAAGGACAAGAAAAGAAAUACCCACUUAAGUGGUUGCUUUACCAAGCUCUGCUACCGCCUAAGAGCAGUAGCACAAAUUCAGAGGAGGAGGAACAACCAGCAUGGGCGAAACUUAUAUAAGGUGGCCAUGAAAAGGAGUGUAAGUUACCUACAGGACUGAGAUUUCCAGGAAGUCUUGAGAAUACCAGAUUCCAAGUGCACCUACUGGAGCGUUUAUAA